ACUCUUACAAAUUCUGUUGCCGUGGUUAUGUGAUUAUAUAUGUUUGUGCCUCUGGUUUGAAUUUCAGUUUCAUUGAAACUUCUUAACUAGCACCUGGGAUAAUAUAGACUCUUAUAUUUUGAUUGUGGUAAACGUUUAAAAUGGGCGAUAACUGUACCUCCAAAGAGGACAGCCAGUUGACAGCCCCACAAGAAGAGUUGGCAAGGUCAUCAAAGGUGGAGCCAAGGAGGAAGUCAUAUCAUAUGGAUGAGGGCAAAGAUGCCAAUGUCUUGUGUAAAGAGAGCAGCCUUCAAAGUGAUGAUCUUGGCAGUGAUACUGAUUAUCCUGACCAAACCGACUCUGAGAACGAGAUGAACAGCAAGGAGAGCAGUUUUCUUGGUAGCAGUAGUGAUACUGAUGAUCCUGACGAAACUGACUCUGAGAAAGAGAUGAACAGCAAGAAGAGCAGUUUUCUUGGUUGUAGUAGUGUGAUGUCUUACAAGGACCAGAUGAAGACCCCCCCAAAAGAGAAGAUAAAUCCAUCAUUAAUUAAGGUCCAGUCAAGGAAGGGCAGAUGCGGUAUGUAUUCUGGAAUGACUUUUUUUUAAAGUCACACUGUAGAUAAGAAUUGCAUAUUUACUGCACCGCUAUUUUCAGAGAGACCUGGUAG
Molecule: messenger RNA, 649 nt
Organism: Peromyscus leucopus (white-footed mouse)
Lineage: Eukaryota; Metazoa; Chordata; Mammalia; Rodentia; Cricetidae
Product: lisH domain-containing protein C1711.05-like
Exons: 8
Coding region: 141-587 (148 amino acids)
Source: RefSeq, a predicted model, not a curated record